CGUCACGUCUGAUAGGCGGAGCCUCGGGCUUUUGGAUUUCAACCAGCCAAUCAGCGAUGUGCAGGAAAUCGCGGUUUCUUUCAGUUUAUUGUUUACUCACCUAAUGAAGGAAGGUGCUAUAUAAAGAGUGGAAAAAAUGCCGGUGGUUUUGCGGUCCAAAAAGUCGAUGCACAGCAGUGAUGAUGACGAGGAGGAGUGGGACACAACAACAAGAAGAGUAAUAGUAAGAAAAACGAGGACGUCGUCCCGCCUGCAAGUGAGACCCACGCACAACAUGGAGUCGGAGAACUCGGACUCGGACUCUGUGUACGGCCAAGGGAUGGAGGGACUGCACACUGAUGAGGAAGAAGAGGAAACAGUGGAGGCGACAGAAACGGAAGUGAAGCCCUGCAGUGUUGUGCUGGACCGCUUUCGGGUUACUGAUAACGCUUCAAAGAGAGAACCCGAGGAAAGAGACGACAUGAACCGCAAAAGUGCAAAGCCUGCUUCCCGCAUCCCCACCUUCAAUAAGCGGCCUGCCACUCUCAGCGCAGAGAUGCCUUUGUCCAAAAAAGAGCUACCUCUCCCAGUAGUUCAGCCUGCUGAGAAGUCAGCAAGUGUCCUUGUGGACACAUCAAAGUGUGUGCAGGAAAAAAACCUGUUAUCAUACCGCAUCCCCAGAAUUGGCGGUGAGGUAUCCACCAUCUUGAGCAACACAGAACAAACAUCUGAAGGGUCCACACCCAACACAUCCAUGUUGUCUGAGGGAGUGCAGUACGGUCUUAUGGCGAGCCCCAGGCCUGCGCUCAGAGCGGAGGGACACUUCAUCCAAGAGCAACACGAAAGCCAGUGCAGUGCAACCAGCGAGAUUGACAGCUUCUCACCUGAGAUUCCAUGCCUGGACUCCUUGAGCCAAGAUAAUCCUCAAGAAGAUAAACCACCAAGGUCUUAUGUUGUGACCAAGAGAAUUGUUUCAACAACCGUCACAAAGUCCACAGAGCUGGACUGCAUGCCCAAUGUUAGCCAAACAGAAGCUAUUGUGAACGAACAGCCGCCGUGGGAGAGAGAACAUCCACACACACCCGAGUCACAAGACGUGAGGUCUUCGUCGGAUGUCGAUAGCGAAGAUGACUUUGUGAUGGAUGAUUCUGGUGAUGCAAAGGACCACAAUGAGCCGCAGAUAAUGAUCAAGACUGAUCAAGCUGUGGAUGUCGGCAAGGAAGACAACAACGAGUCGGUCUGUCAUACAGCAGUAGAGAAGUCUGCCACAGCUCCAUCCAAGUUGGCAAAGUCCAGGCCUCCUCUCUUUCUACAGGGUUCAGGGCGCCCUCUCUUUGCCUUCUGCUUCUUGCUGCCGGCGACUCUGCUGCUUCUUGGUAUGCAUGCUUGGCACUUUGGACUCCCCAUGUCUGUCAGCCAGCUCGCUGCUCAGCUGGAGCUGCACUGGCUGGAGGGCGUGGGACUCAUGGCCGAGUCAUGUAGCAGAGAUUGUCGAGUUGACCUGGUGGAGAGCAUCCCAGUGGGUCUGUACCCAUCCAGCCCAUCAACACAGCAGAGUACAGCAGCCAGCUGGCUCAGGCUGCUGGGCAAGGCUAACAGCUCUGUCAGCAUCACCGCCUUCUACUUGUCACUGCGCAGCAACGAUGAGGACUUUGCUCACUCCGUGGACACUCAGGGCAGAAAGGUCUUUGAUCAGCUCAAGCAGCUGCUUUCCAAAGACGUGAAGCUCCAAAUGGUGGUUAACAGCCCUCAGACCUACACCCAGGACACUGAGGAACUUGCUGCAGCAGGUGCAAAGAUCAAAGAAGUGGAUCUGAACUCCUUGACUGGCGGCAUCGUUCACACUAAGUUGUUAGUGGUGGACCAGAAGCACUUCUACUUGGGUAGUGCCAACAUGGACUGGCGCUCAUUAAGUCAGGUGAAGGAGGUGGGCGUAAUAGUGGAGGACUGCAGCUGCCUCGCCCAAGAUGCCUCUCGUAUCAUUGAGCUGUACAGGAGCCUGAAUGGUUCUUUGCCACCAUAUUGGCCCGCUCGCUUCACCGCCCUGUCCAGCGCACAGCAUCCUUUGCGUCUCCACUUCAAUGGAGUUGCUACACAAGUGUACUUGUCUAGCUCCCCGCCGCACAUCUCAGCCCGCGGACGCUCUGAUGAUCUCACCACCAUUCUGUCCGUCAUCCAUGACGCUCAGAAGUUCAUUUUCAUCUCUGUCAUGGACUACCUUCCUCUGUCCGUGUUCACCAAACCACUAAGGUUCUGGCCUGACAUCGAUUCUGCUGUGAGGGCAGCAGCCUGCACUCGGGGAGUUAAAGUGCGCCUCCUGGUGAGCUGCUGGGAGCACUCUCCCGCCGCCAUGUUCCCCUUCCUACAGUCGCUGCUGGUGCUCAACAGGCCGCCGCUGAAGUGUGACAUAGAAGUGAAAAUCUUCACAGUGCACUCUACAGCGGAGCAGAUGAAGAUCCCCUUUGCUCGAGUCAACCACGCCAAAUACAUGGUGACGGACAGAGUCCUCUACAUCGGUACGUCCAACUGGUCCGAGACGUACUUCUCCGAGACGGCCGGAGUGGGCUUGGUGGUGAACCAGACGGACUCUGUGGCGAAAGAAGGCCAGGGGACGGUGCGGAGCGGGGCGGAGGAGCUCUUUCUCAGAGACUGGAGGUCUCAUUACGCCAGCUCGCUGUCAGCCGCCGACGUCAGGGUGUGUCCUCGCCGACCACAUUGAAUGAUCGCAAUCUUGCUCGCUGCCUUUCCAAACCUCAUCUUUGCAAUCAUCUCGCUGACUUUUAUUUCUGAAAACUGAUGUACAUAAUUGCUAUUUUCAAAAUCCUAUUUUUAUACAGUUUUCGUGUUAUGUAAUUAGUUUUUUUCCCCUGCUUGCCUGGAGCAGUUUGUAUAUGUCAUCACUUUCCCCCAUUGCUUCUUAAAAGGGAACUGCUCUUUUUUGGGAUUUUGUUUGGAAUUUUUCACAAUCCCUAUGUAAGACAAUAACACAGAUUUAUUUUUUUGCAUUCUAAAGAUAUAAAAAAACGCUUGUAAGAAGCAGCUAAUGGGAGUCUUCUGUGUUACUUUCAAAACCAUGAAAACAACUUAAAAACCCUGAAAACAACUUAAAAACCCUGUGUGUAAUGUUGUAACAGACACAUUCAUAAUAUUUACCGUAUUUUGGUCAUUUUAAGCAUUACUGGAAUAAUUUUCCUGGGCAUAUGGAUUUCAGUGCUCAAAACCAUGGAUUUUCGACUUCCGGCAACAAAUUUGUGUUUGCUAAUCUUUUGGACAAAUGGGGAUUCACAACCUUAUCUUUUUGAAGCUGAAUAUAUGAUUAAUGAACCGCUGGUUAGAGAAGCUAAGCGAGCCUAUAACGUUGCAGCAGACUGGAGCCGGGAGGGUCAGGGAUGUCAUUACUCAGUGGCGUAAAUGUGAAGCUUGCUGAGGUAAAAGUAUGGUGACAGACAUUUGCAUCUGUUGGACUGAGAAGCACUCAAUGUUUUUUGUCGAUGGAAGUUUCUUCUAUCUGGCAAGGAAGACACUGCAUCACAACAAAAGACGAACUGUUGUGCGAACAAACCCUGCAGGGGUAGAAACUUUUUUCUACAUACCCAAAAUCAACUGGAAAUGUCCCCGGCCAGCUUGACCAAAUUGACAACUGUACAAGUAAGUCACUAUAAUAUUGAUCAUGAUACAUGCAGCACACCAUGCUUCUUAGUACAUCUACAUAUACUUUCCAGAUAGCUGUAUUCAAACAUGAAAUGUGGGCUAAUACUUUACAGAUACUGUAAAAUGAUUGUUCAUGUUUUUCAGUCAGUACAGAUUGAUGUCCUUUUGCAUCGUGUAUUACAAAUUCAAAACACAAUCAUCUUAGGUGUCAAGCUGCUGACUUCUUGUUAAUGCUGUAGCAGUGUUGAGUGUCUGAGCGAGGCGAUGUUACUAUGCUAAAAACACUUUCUCAGUGUUCGCUCUUACAGUAUCAAUGUAGCUACAGCUUGGUUAUUACACAGGUUAUGGAAAAUAAAUUACCGUAAGCAUU
Messenger RNA from Nerophis lumbriciformis (worm pipefish), 4000 nucleotides. RefSeq names its product phospholipase D family, member 7 (gene pld7). Lineage: Eukaryota; Metazoa; Chordata; Actinopteri; Syngnathiformes; Syngnathidae. Gene Ontology annotation, molecular function: catalytic activity. The record is from RefSeq and is a predicted model, not a curated record.